Molecule: messenger RNA, 4428 nt
Organism: Amoebophrya sp. A25
Lineage: Eukaryota; Dinophyceae; Syndiniales; Amoebophryaceae
Source: the annotation of a GenBank genome assembly
GAGCCAAUCAAAUCAACAUCAGCUAGCUCAGUGACUGAACUAGCAAGCGUUCUAUCAGGAAUUAGUUGCCAUCAUUAUACAACUGCGUGUCGACGUGUGCACUUUGGCACCUCCAUAUCCAUAGUUCUUUUUAGCACGCACGAUGUAGACGAGAUUAUAAAGAGAACAACCUAUGUCUGAUGUGCGAAGCUUCUUGUUUCUUUUCGUAAAAGGAACAUUGUUAUCUAUCUCCUUGUUUUCGAAAGCAGGGGACGCUCUGGACGACGGCCACUAACUACAACAAAAUCUGGUAUCCGCGAAGCCGCUUGAUCGAUCCAUCGACCUCGGAGGACAUAGCGGGCUACAGGUACAGCUACAAGUCAAAGACGAGAAAGUAGAGCAGGCAGUGGUGCGGUUGCCGGUUGGAAAACUAGAGCCACAGCUUCGUCCCACCUCUGUUGAAGCCACCCACGCUGCUACACAGGAGCGAUCGAUAAUGGAGGAAACUUUUGUGCAGCCGAUCCUUGGGAUCGAUAUCGGGUCAUCUUCGUGCAAGGUGGCUUUCAUCUCGGAGAAAGGUAUGAACAAUCUUUCAUCCUCGAGCCAGCACUGGUUGAGAAGACGAAUUACUUGCUCUCUGGUGGCUUCAUUCACCGGCGAAUUUAUAGUAUCAAACACAAACUUGUACGUGGUGCUCGUCCUUAUCUACUUGGUUCAUCUUGUUGGUCAUUGAUGAUUCAUCUCCUCAGGCACGACGGUCGAGAUUGUACAGAAUGAAGUGAACAGUCGGGUGACUCCGACAGUCGUCGGCUUCACACGAAAGCAGCGCUUAGAGGGUGAUGGAGCGCAGAGCCUGAUCAAGAGUAACAUGAAAAACAGCGUAAGAAAUUUCAAGCAUUUACUCGGGAGACAACGCGAUGACGCGGCAUUAAAAGACGAGGAGUUUUGGUCCCUCUGCCCAUUCCGGUACACCGAAGGUGGGAGCAGUAGUAGCAGCGGACCGCAGUCUUUGGGGAGUAAGUACAAAACUGUCGGGUUUGAAGUCAGCUACUUGGGCGAGAAAACAAGCUACACAGCUAUGCAGAUAGUGGGCAUGUUGCUCGUAAAAAUACGCAAAAUUGCAAUCAAGUGGUGCAAUUUCUAUGCAGGAGCAGAAAACGCUGGAGACUCUAGUACUAUCUCCUUGAUUGGAAAGAGUCGGUGUCGUAUCUGGCAAUGAUGUAGUCAACAGGAAAUCAAGAUCAACAUUGUGAUUGUUUUUUCUCCUUAUGAUCUUUUACUACUACUACAACUACACGACGCCUGACAAGUUUUUUUUUCUUCUUUCUUAGAUGGGCUCACGGACGACAAGAAGCUUAAUGUUGUAAUAAGCUGCCCCGCGUAUUACGAUGACUUUUGUCGACGGUCACUUCUGGACGCGGCAUCGCUCGCGGGAAUGCAAGUGUUGAGGAUAAUAACAGAUGGAGCGGCUGUAGCGGUCAGUUACGGACCAUACCGGUAUAUAUUUUGAAUUCCUUUGAUGAGGCUUCAUCUUCAUGUGUUUCAACUAAACCACGUCGAAAGAUUAACGCAUCUGAAGUUACUACGAGUUUUCUUACGUACCUAAACAAGAAAACAACAAGUAGAAGGUCAAGGUAGAAGAUUGUUCUCGAUAACGACAACAGGGUCGAAGAGCUGACUAAGGAGCAAACCCAUGUGGCAUUCUGUCAGUGCGGUCACUCAGCGUCGUCUGUCGCGAUAGCGCGAUUUACCAAAGACGGGUUGCAGUUGGUGUCCGAAACCUGUGGAAAAUUUGGCGCGCGCGAUUUCGAUCUUGUCAUCAUGAAGUACUUCGCGGCAGAGUUUAAAGAAAAGAACAAGCUAGAUCCAUUAGAGAACAAGAAAUCCGUUCUGAAGUUAGAGGAGGCGGUGCAGAAAACCAAGAAAAUCCUGAGCAGCAACGACGAGGCCCCGGUGAACGUCGAGUGCUUGUUAGAAGACUACGACAUUUCGAGUAAGAUCUCGCGAGAGAAGUUCGAAGAGCUGUGUGAGCCGUACAAGCAGCAACUGCGAACUCUGAUAGCGGACUGCCUUACGCGCGCAUGUCUGGACGCAUCGCAAAUCGAUACAGUGGAAAUUAUCGGAGGCACCAGUCGCGUCCAAUGGGUCCAAAGGAUCUGCGAGGAGUGCUUCCAGAAACCUACAUUAGGACGCACAUUGAACGCGGAUGAGGCUGUCGUGCGGGGAUGUGCGCUGCAAGCAGCCAUAUACUCGCCACUUUACCGCGUGCGUGACUACAACGUACUUCCUAGGAUGUAACUUUUUCAUGUGAUGGCUGUUGCCAAAGUACUUGUCGUUCUUCACAACGGAUGGGAACACGAAAACAGUCAUGACCACAAGAAAAACGAGGAUACAGAAGUACAACAGCACCUGCACAUCUACAAAGUAUAAGUGUUUAGGCACUUGCAAAAAUUAUGAAUUUUUUAUGUCAUGAUCCAGGUCUGGCUUUAUUCGCAACGUGGAGUGAGUGUCACCUGGGACGACGACGAUGGACCUCGUACGCAGGAGGUUUUUCCCGCACAAAGUCCGCUGAAUUUAGUGAAGGUUUUGGCGCUUUACCGCCCAACGACUUUCAAUGUCACAGCUUUCUAUAGUGACGAGCCUCAGGCAGUUAUCGCGUCGUAUCGGGUAGAGGUGGACAAUCCAUCAAGAGCGAAGGUGCAGCUCAAAGUCAAGCUUGAUGUGCACGGCCUCUUUGGCGUAGAUGGGUGCAGGCUUGUGGACGAAAGGUAUAACUCGGAUUUUUUAUAUUCUUGAGGCAUCUACAUUGCUUGAUUUAUCACUGUGGGGAUGUUUCUCUACUUUGUUUUUCAAGGGUGUCCUACAUAAGGAGUGGUAAUUUAGAACACCAAAAAUUAUACAGCAAUGCGGACAAAGGAGGCAAGGCACUGAAGUUCGCGACAAUCGGUGCACCCGGGUGCACCCCGGAAGAACUCCAAGGUACUGCUACGAUUUCAUUUUCAUCCCUUUGAUUUAUCUGUUUAUACAUGUGAUCCAGUGCGAACGGAUUUGACUCAUUUUUGACAAUCAGAAAUUCAUUGUCCUCUUUUAAAGAGAUUCAGAUUGAGUAAUAAGAUUUUCAUAUCUCACAACAAUUUCCUCAAAUCCUCGAUCUGUCUUUCUUUUGAAAAAAACCCAGCCUUGCAGAGGAUGGAACUUCAGUUUCAGGAGCAGGGCGCCAUUGUACAGCGUCUUGAGAAUUUGCGCAACGACGUUGAGACCGAAGUGUACCGCCAGAGGAGUGCGGUACAGACGUCGGCACAGUUCGCGAAACUUUCUGCUGGAGACAAGUCUACACAUUUAGACCUCCUGCAGUCUACUGAGGAUUGGAUCUACGACAUGCAAGAUGAAUUAACAGAGGACUCCCUCAACGAAAAAGUGGCAAUCGUCAAAGAAAAAUACGCAUUGCUAGAGCAGAAAGUCAAGUAAGAAAACCUGGGUGGACGAACUGGCGACUUCGACUUGCGAUGGUGUUCUUGCACACCUAGGUUUCGAUGCUAUCUCGAUCGCCUUCCCUAUUUCGCCUUCGCACUCCUUGGUUGCGGGUUGCAGCUUACAAUUUUAAUUGUUGGCUCGAGCGUGGGCGGCUUUCGCUAUGGACCACGAGCACAACAACAGCCUUCAGUGUAACCACCAAAUACAUCUACAUACAAACCACGUGCAGGGACCAUUCCUCAAGCUCGCUAGACCGAUAAGCGCAUGCGUGACGAUAUCUUGGGUGCAUGCCUCGGAUUCACCAGUAGACCUAGUCCUCACUCCUCACGACCUGUAUCGCACGCUACGCCCACAUUUUUACAUUCAUGUGUUGGACUCGAAAUUUUAGACAUUGAUUCACUCUUUCCCGUUCCUCCCAUCAUACAGCUCAAUGUAGUCGCCCGAUGCUCUAAGCCGGCCCCUUCUCUUUCUGAUAGCGCCCGGUCCUUAUAGAAAACCAUGGAAGUUGUACUAUGUAUUCUACACUCAGAUUCCUUCGUUUUAUUCUUGAUACUCUGCUGAUGUCUUAUUUCAUCAAGUUAUACUGACUUUCUGAUUCUGAAUCAGGUUUUCUUUCUUGCUCGACGAUCAGUCUAGAUAUGGGUGUUCAGUCGUGCGGACGGUGAAAUGAUAAAGGUCAAAUUCUGGAGGUGCUAAAUUACUAUCCUGGAAAAUCUUCAAAAUAGAAUGUCGCUUCUCACUAUCCUUUCUCUGUUUGAUCAUUUCCAUCUGCAUUGAUGCGAGGACGCUGUGAACAAUGAUGAGGUGUGUGCUUCAAUGAAAUUCUCUCGACCGAGGAACACUGCGACAGCGAAUACAAAUGCACUGACCCCCCGAUGAAGUCACUUCUAAUUCGAGAGGUACAAGUACAUCAUAGACAUCAUCAAACAUCACUCAGAACAACAGGAGUCAAAAAGAGCGACUACGAAGCUGGGC